AUGAAACCACACUUGAAGCAAUGGCGACAACGAAUGCUCUUUGGAAUAUUUGUUUGGGGGCUCCUCUUUUUGGCAAUUUUCAUCUACUUCACCAACAGCAAUCCUGCUGCACCUAUGCCCAGCUCCUUUUCCUUCCUGGAGAGCCGUGGGCUCCUGCCUGUACAGGGCAAGCAGAGAGUCAUCAUGGGCGCUUUACAGGAGCCCUCCUUGCCCAGAAGUUUGGAGGCAAGCAAAGUGCUGCUGGACCGCCACCCUGUGAACCUCUUCCAUAACUGGCCUGGGGACCCACAGAAGUGGGACCAGGCUCAAGACGGCUUUGGGGAUGAAUUUUUUACAUCCCAGGUUGGGAGGAAAUCGCAAAGUGCUUUGUAUCCCGAGGAAGACAGCUACUUUUUUAUUGCGGGUCAGCCUGGGUUGUACCACCACAGACAGGGUGCACUGGGGCUGCCAUCUCCAGGAGAGACGUCUUGGCGGUCACGACCUACCCAGCCCAAGCAGGAGAAGCGGCGCCACUCAAGGCGAGCCAGCUUGCUUGAGGAAGCCUAUGACAGCGACAUGCUAUCAGCCUCCAUGUCCAGAGCCUUCCUGUACCGGCUCUGGAAGGGAACCGUGUCCUCUAAGAUGUUGAACCCGCGCCUGCAGAAGGCCAUGCGCUACUACAUGUCCUUCAACAAGCAUGGUGUGCGCUUCCGCAGGCGGGGGCGGCGAGAGACUCGGCGUACAGGGGCAGAGCUGCUGUGCGAGAUGCGCAGGCGUGUGCGUGUGCGCACAUUGGACGGCAAAGAGGCGCCAUUCUCGGGGCUGGGCUGGCGGCCUCUGGUACCAGGCGUGCCUCUGAGCCAGUUACACCCGCGGGGUCUGCGCAGCUGCGCAGUUGUCAUGUCUGCCGGUGCCAUCCUGAACUCCUCUUUGGGGGAGGAAAUCGAUUCUCAUGAUGCAGUUUUGAGAUUUAACUCUGCCCCUACACGUGGCUAUGAGAAAGAUGUCGGAAAUAAAACCACAGUACGCAUCAUUAAUUCUCAGAUUCUGGCCAACCCCAGCCAUCACUUCAUUGACAGUUCUUUAUAUAAAGAUGUUAUCCUGGUAGCCUGGGAUCCAGCUCCUUAUUCUGCCAAUCUUAACCUGUGGUAUAAGAAGCCAGAUUACAACCUUUUCACUCCAUAUAUACAACAUCGCCUGAAAUACCCAACUCAGCCAUUUUACAUUCUUCACCCCAAAUUUAUAUGGCAGCUUUGGGACAUUAUCCAGGAGAACACAAGGGAGAAGAUACAGCCCAACCCACCAUCUUCUGGUUUUAUUGGAAUCCUCAUCAUGAUGUCCAUGUGCAAAGAAGUGCACGUAUAUGAGUACAUCCCAUCUGUCCGGCAGACAGAGCUUUGCCACUACCAUGAGCUGUACUAUGAUGCAGCCUGCACCUUGGGGGCCUACCACCCACUGCUCUAUGAAAAACUACUGGUGCAGCGCCUUAACACAGGCACCCAGGCAGAUUUGCAUCACAAGGGAAAGGUGGUCCUGCCAGGCUUCCGGACCCUGCGGUGCCCAGUAACCAGCACCAACAGUACACACUCUUAA
Molecule: messenger RNA, 1572 nt
Organism: Grammomys surdaster
Lineage: Eukaryota; Metazoa; Chordata; Mammalia; Rodentia; Muridae
Gene: St6gal2
Product: ST6 beta-galactoside alpha-2,6-sialyltransferase 2
Exons: 5
Coding region: 1-1572 (523 amino acids)
Biological process (GO): carbohydrate metabolic process
Molecular function (GO): sialyltransferase activity
Source: RefSeq, a predicted model, not a curated record